Anthonomus grandis grandis is the source of this 557-nucleotide messenger RNA. It is a transcript of the gene EMRE, whose product is annotated as essential MCU regulator, mitochondrial. Gene Ontology annotation, biological process: mitochondrial calcium ion homeostasis; calcium import into the mitochondrion. NCBI's taxonomy places the organism in Eukaryota, Metazoa, Arthropoda, Insecta, Coleoptera, Curculionidae. Bases 106 to 381 code for a protein of 91 amino acids. Gene Ontology annotation, cellular component: uniplex complex; mitochondrial inner membrane. The record is from RefSeq and is a predicted model, not a curated record. The transcript is spliced from 2 exons.
UUGACACAUCAACGGCUGUCAAAAGUGUCAAAACAAACAGCUGAUCUGAACUCUGGAAAGCCUCACUAUUUGUUGGAAUUACAUAUAUAUCCUAAUAGGAACAAAAUGAUUGUAAGGAGGCUCCAGUUGCCCUUGAGACAGUUAAAUUUACUCUAUGCCGAUAAACAAGUUUUGCAGCAUGGAUUUAUCAGGACGGCCACCACAACCAAACACGGUAUAGUGCUGGGGGAGCCCCAAAAAGUGCCUUUUGGCCUCGUCAAGGUUCUGUUAACUGUUAUUCCUGGCCUAUUAAUUGGGGCCGGCAUCAGUAAAAAUAUCGCCAAUUUCUUGGAGGAAAAUGACUUGUUUGUUCCUUCCGAUGAUGAUGAUGACGAUGACUAAUUGUCGAUAAGUAUUGUUGUAGUUAAUUUGCCAAACGUGUAAGCUCUCGAAUGACUGAACAGUCUUAAUUUAUCUAAUAUAAUACUUAAAAGGCUUCCUUUUGUAUAUAGUUUUCUUAAACAUGUAUUUAUUUAUUUACUUGAGCAUUAUUUAAUAUAGAAUCUAAAUAAAAUACA